UCCUCUUCAUCAUGGCUGGACACCUUCUGUUUGUCAUCCUCAUGUCUUUUGUUCAUGAGAUUCAAGCACAAGAAAUAAAUUCAACGUCUGCUGACAGUGAACCAUCCUCCAUCACCAUACAAAGUCAGAAACCACAGAUGAGUGUGCAGCAUUUUAAUGGAGAACAAGUUCAGUUUGUUUGCUCUCUGCCUGGAUCUGUGAAAUACAAUACAAGAUGUAAUCUGUACUUUGGAGAAGCAAGUCGUCCAGUCCUGACAGCAACUGUCUGGAAGAAAAGCAGCACAGAAACCAAACAGAGGUUCUGCCAGUUUUAUGUCUCAAUUGAUGAUUUUUUGAGACAUCUACAUUUUGUUCAACAAAAAGAAGCCAGCUGUGAUUACACUUUGAAAAGGGAACCCAGGUCUUUGUCUCCUCGCAGUGAUCAAUACAACUUAACAGCUAUUCUGGAAAGUGAAUCACCAAAGAUCAACAAACCGCCAUCUAUCAUGACCACAGAUUCAAGUCUCAACAAACCCAGUGCUUCAACUUCUACCACUUCAGUGAACUCACUGUCAGGAUUUGCUGCUCUUAAUCUGAGCCCUACAACUGGUGUGAACACUCCUAUCAAAACAACUCAGUAUAAAACAUCAGGAGACAGUACCACAGAUUCAUACAAGACUAGUGCUACAGUGACAGUUACUACAGUCAAAAGUCCAACUUUUACUUGGUGUCAUACUUCCACCCAUGCCACUGCUACCUCAGUAGGUCAGGCACGCCAGCCUGACAAUAAAGUAAACUCCUCUUCAAAAAUAUUACAGUCAGCAGAAGCAUCGAUAUGGAAGUUGGCGGUAGCUGUGACUGGAUUGGGAGUAACCAUGGGUGUCAUCUUACUGGUGCUGGGGCUUCUCACAUUCAAAAGAAGAAGUGAAACAUGUCCUCAAAGCAGGACAAAGGCAACAUCACCAGGUGAUUUUUUAUCAAUGACUAAAAUGAACCAGGGAAGAAUGUUACCUGCAGGUAAUGAUGGAGGCUCCAGUGUGAUCACUUCAGUACCUGACGACAACUAUCUGACUAGGGAGGAGAAACUAAACUUGCAAGAGACAAAAAAUGAAGAUUCUGACAUUUACCAUGUGUACGCCACCAUCUCUGAAGAAACAGAUGCACCAGAUUCACAGGACACGAUAUAGAGCAUGCUGAAUGCACACUAAAACAUAUUUGGUGAUGUUGUCAGUAAAAUGUCUAAAAUCAUCUACAGUAAAUGAUCUCAAAGUAAUAGAUGUAAUCUUGCAAAAAAUCUUGAGCUUGAAU
Messenger RNA from Oreochromis niloticus (Nile tilapia), 1287 nucleotides. Its product is annotated as serine-rich adhesin for platelets. The coding region runs from base 12 to 1166 and encodes 384 amino acids. NCBI's taxonomy places the organism in Eukaryota, Metazoa, Chordata, Actinopteri, Cichliformes, Cichlidae. The transcript has 17 exons. The record is from RefSeq and is a predicted model, not a curated record.